CAUCUGUAUUCUUACAUGCACAGUCAUCUCCUGUGCUUAAUAGUUCUUGAUAUGCUACAAAAUGAGUUUGAAAAUUUUAAGCUCUUUGUUUAAACUAAACUCCAAAGGGCAGUGUUGUUAACCAAGAAUUAGAGUAGUGAUUAUUACUCUAACCAUCUUCUUGGGAAAGUAGUCAUAAAUGCACUAGCGGUUGUGCUUCUCUCUCAUCCUUAAAUACAAAAUACACCCUCAUCAUCUUCCUCAGUUAUGAUCCAACUGUGUAGCAGCCUCUUUUAUUCUUCCACUUCAUGAUCUUCUGCUAAUUUUUAUUUUUUUUUAAUAAAUUUUUAUUUUCUGAUGUUACUACACUGCUGAAUACAAGUGUUUAGAAGUUUUUGUGAUUUACUAUCUCAUGCUUAUGUUUACAUGUUUGUUUGUUAUUCUGUGCUUGCCAAUGCUGAUGGCUGAGUCACCAACUAAGCUUUCAGCGCGCUUACUGGACUCAAUUCUUCAAGAUUAUGCUUUCAGAGCACUGGAUCAUAGGCCGAGGACCGGCAUUGUGGUGGAUGGCAAUGUGCCAUCAAAUUUGAAUGGAAUUCAAGUGGCUGCCUUGAGGUUGAGAAGUGGUAGCCUCAGAAAAAGAGGCUUCUCAUUUUACAAGGAGUUUGAAAUUCCAGCUGGUGUGAUUGAGCAGCCUUUUGUGGAGAGGCUUGCUCUGGUUUACCAUGAUUUGGGAAAUUUUUCUUCCUUGUAUUCUUUGCCAGGGUACACUUUUUUAGCACCUGUGGUGGGUCUACUGGCUUAUGAUGCCUCCAAUUUGUCAGCUACCAAUUUGUCUGAGCUGGAUAUACGAGCUUCCGGGGAGCCUAUGUUGGUGAAGUUUAUGGAUUUACAAGCUUCAAAUUAUGGGGUGUCGCCAAUGUGUGUGUUUUUUGAUCUUUAUGGUUCAGUGGAAUUUGACAAUGUGGUGAGAGGUAAUGAGUGUCGAGCUACUGAACAAGGCCAUUUUUCAAUUGUCAUCGAGUUCACAGCUCCUGCGCCUGCUCCUUCAGCAGAGACUCAUCCGCUCCUGAGUGGUGACAAUGCUGGAAGAAGAACUAAACGCGAGAGAUUUAUUAUAAUUGUGGGAUCUGUGGUGGCUGGGGGUUUUCUUGUGAUGCUAUUGGCUGUGUGGUUAAGGAAGUGCAGACGUCGUGACAGGAUACAGAAACUAGAAGAGGCAGCACAAUCAGGCGUCCCGUUGUCAACGACUACUGUUGGGACUAUGAAAGUGUCUGUGGCAGAUGUUACUAGAACAAGACCAAAACUAGAAAAUGAUUAUAUACUUGAUACUGAUUUUUUGUAAGUACAACAUUGUCAAUUUUUCUGCUAUUAUCUGCUUCACAAAGAGCAUUCAUUUCAUAACAAUUUGGUGUAUUCAUUUUCUGCUGUUAUUUACUUCAUAUUUCUGAGAAUAAUAAAGAUUGGCAGAUAUGACAUCUGGGAAGUUGGU
Daucus carota subsp. sativus is the source of this 1471-nucleotide messenger RNA. RefSeq lists its product as uncharacterized. Bases 392 to 1324 code for a protein of 310 amino acids. The transcript has a single exon. NCBI's taxonomy places the organism in Eukaryota, Viridiplantae, Streptophyta, Magnoliopsida, Apiales, Apiaceae. Gene Ontology annotation, cellular component: membrane. The record is from RefSeq and is a predicted model, not a curated record.